AGCAACAGAUGAAACUCCGCUAGCUCUGAUAAAAGUCAUAGGGAGAAGAAAAAAACAAAACAAAAAAAACCAAAACCAUCUUCAGCGACUGCCAAGAGUUUCAGCUGCUGUUAAAGGCACAGGGAAAGGAAAAGCAAAAGAGAAGUACACGAGCAGUUGGAAGCCAGCUCUGGAUUGAAAGGCAAACCGCUUUGUGAAAUCCUGGAGUUUUUAAAGGGGCUUUUUUCUGAAUUUCUGCAUCUGCUGGUAAAAAUGGCCCGCAGGGGUAGGUGGAUCGGCAGAAAGAGAGCAGACACUGGGACAUAGAAGUGGCCCCGCUGCAGAAGCAGUUCCAGGGAGAUGCUGCCAUCUUCAUCACUCGAGAUGAAAGUUCUUCUGAGCUUAUUUUGCAUUUCUGCCCUUCUUUCUUCCGGUGCCCCCCAGGAGUGUGAAGUAUGUAUGGCCACGGGAUAUAGUUGUAAAAGUGAAAAAGAGAAGUGUGAAAUGGAAGAGGACAUCUGUUUCAUUGAACUGACAGAGACCUCCAAAGGAGGAAAAAACAUGUCGAUUAUAGGAAAGGGCUGCUAUUUCUCAGAAAACUGCACCUCUGCAUCUGUUUUGGUGACCUUUGGACAAGGAGAAUUCCUCCGGAAAAGCAUCCUGUGUUGCUCAGGAGAAGACUGCAGAGAAGAUUCUCUUCCAUGGCCACCAAUAAAUAUGACAGCCAAUGGGAAAUACUGCCCAGCCUGCUAUUCUGAAUCUGAGCCAUGUCCUGUGAAGACAGUCGAGUGUACUGGAUUUGAAAAUUACUGCCUGGAUUUGGCUGAGCAUAAAUAUCUAGGUAUAGAAAAGCUGAAAGGUUGCACAACGGAGUCCACCUGCAAUACUUUACACUCUGGAAAAACGAACUUGUUUGAUACAGAUACUGUCAAUUGCCGGCCAGCCAACCAGGUCUCUCAGCUGACAGGAUGUCUCCUCUUCACUCUCGUUGCACACCUGCUGAUGAAAGUCCUCUUCUGAAGAAGCAGCCAUUAAAAGGUUCCUUGUUUCUCCUUCUCAGCAAGAAGAACGUAGAACAUGGAAGUGGCAUUUCACCGAGACAGAUGUUUGAGUCUUCUCGCUCAGUUUGCUCAUUACUGACCAGCACAGGGUCUCCGAGGAAAUGCUGGGACUUGAAUUUGAACCCUCUUUUUAACCAAUGACGAACAGCUUGCUAAGUCAUGAAUAUGAAGAAACAAAAUUUCCCCUGGAAAAAUACCUGUACUUAAUAGACAUGUGUGUGCGAGGUAGAGUGGCCAUCCAGGGUGAUCUUCCUCAAUUGAGGAUUUUUCCUCAGAAGAUAGGGCUUCUGGAGACCUGCCAUCCUUGCGCAGAAGAAGCUGCUGCUUUUCACAAAUAAAAUUUGGCCGUACCAUUCUGAUACUAACAAGUUGGAGAGGUGCAUGGAAAGCAAUCUUUGAAGAUUUGCACAACUUAAUGUUUAAAACCUGGGAUCUGAUACCAGGUUAGUGUAUAGAUCAGGGAGUCUGCAACUUUAAACACUCAAAGAGCCAUUUGGGCCCCUUUCCCACAGAAAAGAAAACACCGGGAGCCAAUAAUUUAACAACCGGUGUGACUGGGUGGGCGUGGCCAAUUCGACAUCAUUCA
Messenger RNA from Notechis scutatus (mainland tiger snake), 1626 nucleotides. Lineage: Eukaryota; Metazoa; Chordata; Lepidosauria; Squamata; Elapidae. The record is from RefSeq and is a predicted model, not a curated record.